Molecule: messenger RNA, 633 nt
Organism: Cladocopium goreaui
Lineage: Eukaryota; Dinophyceae; Suessiales; Symbiodiniaceae
Source: the annotation of a GenBank genome assembly
GUGGACGAGGCGCUGCUGGAGAACGUGCUGUUAGCCUUCGCGGCGAAGAAUCCGAAGAUCGGCUACUGUCAGUCAAUGAGUUUUGUGGCCGCUACACUGUUGAUGUACAUGGAGGAGGAGUCCGCUUUCUGGACCCUCUGCGGCUUGCUUGAAGACAUCUUGCCAGAGGAACCAGGGCACGGUGCCGGGGCACGUCUGAGUAAACGUGGCGAGAAUCCGAACGACUACUUCUCGGAGCGGAUGUCCGGUCUGCGCGCGGACCUGCGGGUGCUGCAGAAGCUGCUGAGCGAGGAGAUUCCGGAGCUGGCGGAACAUUUGGAUCUCCAAGGGAUCGACUUGUCCCCCAUCACCGUGAACUGGUUCCUGUGCCUGUUUCUGAAUACCCUCCCGGCAGACUGGUCCCACCGUGUCCUUGAUUCAGUGCUUCACGAGGGCUCGGUGGUGCUUUUUCGGAUGGCGCUGGGUAUUCUGUGGCUGCGGAGGAAGGACCUCCUGUCCUGCUCCUCCCUGCCCGAUGCCUUCAGCUUCCUACGGAGCCCCAUGGCCGUCUCGGACGACGCGCCUGCGUUGGAUGCGGCGGAACUGUGGGAGACCAGGGCGAGGGUCGACCGGGCUGAGAACGACGAGAUUUGA